Messenger RNA from Sordaria macrospora k-hell, 591 nucleotides. RefSeq lists its product as uncharacterized. Lineage: Eukaryota; Fungi; Ascomycota; Sordariomycetes; Sordariales; Sordariaceae. Gene Ontology annotation, cellular component: mitochondrion. The record is from RefSeq and is a predicted model, not a curated record.
AUGGGCGGCGAUACCCCAUCAACAAUGUUUGGGGGCGCCAACAGCGACGGCGGCAGCAGCAAUGGCACAACGAAGAAGGACGUAGAGCACUUGCCGAUGCCCUCCAGAAACCCUCUGCCUCUCUCGGCGUCACAGGAGGCCCAAGUCCGAGACAUCUUUUACGCCAGGGUCAGGAGUAAAUGUACCGAGGAGAUUAAGGCCUUCGCCGAAUGCGCCCUAGGCCGCACCUUCUCCGUCCCCUUUGCCUGCCGCGAGCCCCACCGGGUCAUGAACAGCUGCAUGAAGUUGCACGCCAACCAGGCGGAGCAGGACGCCGCGCGCGAGGAGUGGUUUGCGCUACGCAUGGAGCGCGCCCGCGAGCGCGAGCGCAAGGCGCGCCGGAAGGCCGAGCAGGAGGCCUUUUUGCGCGAGUGGUGGGGCUUGCCCGAGAAGGACCGCGAGGAGGCCCGCAAAGAGCUGGAGAAGAUGAACCGGAAGGAGAGGGUUGGCGGCUAUGUGGGGAAUAAUCGCCUUAGGGAUGCGCAGAAUAGUAAGAUAUUGGAGCAGGCGAGGCUGGAGAGGGAUGGGAUUGAUCGGGAUUUGCAUACGUGA